Molecule: messenger RNA, 2454 nt
Organism: Nannizzia gypsea CBS 118893
Lineage: Eukaryota; Fungi; Ascomycota; Eurotiomycetes; Onygenales; Arthrodermataceae
Product: sulfate permease 2
Exons: 4
Coding region: 1-2454 (817 amino acids)
Biological process (GO): transmembrane transport
Cellular component (GO): membrane
Molecular function (GO): secondary active sulfate transmembrane transporter activity
Source: RefSeq, a predicted model, not a curated record
AUGGCGUCUUCCGAGUCUCCCGAGUAUCAGACGAAGAUGCAGAAGUUGGGUGCGGGCGUCAAGAAGGUCCUCGGCCUCAAGGAUGAAUACCCUGUUCCAACUGACCCCGUGACCCGCGGCGAGUCGACCUUCUCCGUCCAGUCGGCAGAGAUGUACUACGACCGGGACCCGACAACGAUGGACUACUUCCGCGAGAUCACCCCCAGUGGCGAGGAUAUAGUCAACUACCUGGUCGGCCUGUUCCCAUUCCUUAGCUGGAUUACCAGAUAUAACGUCCAGUGGUUGGUCGGUGACAUUGUUGCUGGCUUGACUGUCGGUGUUGUCGUCGUUCCUCAGGGUAUGGCCUAUGCUAAACUCGCUACCCUUCCAGUUCAGUUUGGCCUGUACUCCUCAUUCAUGGGCCCCUUGAUCUACUGGUUCUUUGCUACUUCCAAGGAUAUUACCAUUGGUCCUGUUGCCGUCGUUUCGACCCUGGUUGGCCAUAUCAUCGACAAGGCAAAGGUUGAGCAUCCUGACAUUCCUCCAGAGGUUAUUGCUUCUGCCAUUGGUGUUGUUGCUGGUGGUGUCAUCGCCUUCAUUGGUUUGAUCCGAUGCGGCUGGAUUGUUGACUUUAUUCCACUUACGGCUAUCUCAGCCUUCAUGACUGGUUCUGCCCUUAGCAUUGCCACUGGCCAAGUGCCAGCUUUGCUCGGUCUCAGUGGCUUCAGCAACCGAGGAACGACAUAUGAAGUUAUCCUUGGCAGUCUCAAGCACCUUCCGACUAUUCAGAUCGAUGCUGCCAUGGGACUCACUGCCCUUUUCCUCCUUUACCUUAUUCGAUGGGGAUGUGGCUUCAUGGCCAAACGUUAUCCUGCUAAGGCUAAGAUUUAUUUCUUCACUUCUACGCUUCGCGCAGUCUUCGUGAUCCUCCUCUAUACCUUUAUCAGUUUCCUGGUCAACCGAAACCACCGAAAAGACCCAGUCUUCAAGAUCUUGGGUGUUGUUCCACGAGGGUUCCAAAAUGCCGGUAUUCCAGUCCUUAACUCUAGCGUUUUGAGCACUUUCGCUAGCGAGAUUCCAGCUGCCGUCAUUGUCUUGUUGCUUGAGCACAUUGCUAUCUCCAAGUCUUUCGGCCGUGUUAACAACUACACCAUUAACCCCUCCCAAGAAUUCGUCUCCAUUGGUGCCACCAAUAUGCUUGGCCCAUUCCUCGGAGGAUACCCGGUUACUGGUUCUUUCUCCCGUACCGCUAUCUCCUCGAAGGCUGGAAUUAAAACUCCGUUCGGCGGUGUCUUCACUGCUAUGGUUGUCCUCCUUGCCAUUUAUGCCCUCCCUGCUGUUUUCUUCUACAUCCCCAACUCAUCUCUCUCUGCCGUUAUCAUCCAUGCCGUUGGCGACCUUAUUCUUCCCCCAAACGCUGUCUACCAAUUCUGGAAAGUGUCUCCAAUUGAGGUUAUCGUCUUCCUUCUUGGUGUCUUCGUUGCCGUUUUCUCCACCAUUGAGAACGGUAUCUAUGCCACCGUUGCUUUCUCCCUGGGCAUUCUCCUUUUCCGCCUGGUUAAGGCCAAGGGUCAAUUCCUUGGACGGGUGAAGGUCAACUCUGUCAUCGGCGACCACGUCAUCGAUAAUGAUGGAAAAUAUGGCACUUUUGAUGACAGCACCGGCAUACCUGGAGGAUCCAGCAGCCGCAAUGUCUUCCUUCCUCUUAGCCACAAAGAUGGUUCGAACCCUGAUGUCCAGAUUGAGCAUACUCUUCCUGGUAUCUUCAUCUACAAGUUUUCUGAAGGAUUCAACUACCCUAACUCCAACAGUUAUCUUGAUGACUUUGUCGCUCAUAUACUUGAAAAUACUCGCCGCACUAACCCGAACGCGUAUGGUCGUCCGGGUGACAGACCAUGGAACAACCCUGGACCCAAGCGUGGCGAGACCGAAGCCUCAACUGCUGACCUGCCAACGCUCAAGGCUAUCAUCAUGGACUUCUCUUCCGUCAAUAACGUCGAUGUCUCUUCUAUACAGAACUUGGUAGAUGUCAGAGAGCAGCUUGAUCGACAUGCCGCCCCGGAUGUUGUCCAGUGGCAUUUUGCACACAUUAACAACCGAUGGACAAAACGUGCCCUUGCCGCUGCUGGUUUCGGUUAUCCCACCUCGCCUGCUGGAGCUGAGAUCGCAGCCCCACGCUGGAAACCCGUCUUCAGCGUUGCCAACGUCGAUGGAUCCAAUGUCUCCACUACCUCGCUUGAGAUGGAUCCCAAGCAUACCGCUAGAGUCCAUGACGAAGAAGUCGGCACUAUCACGCCAGCCUCGCAAGCAACAACCACCGAACAGGUGGAGAUCUGCAAGGAUGGUGUUUACCACAAGGAAAUUGAAAAGGUUGGCGGCUCUCGAGGUGCUGUUGUGAACAGCAUGAACCGUCCCAUGUUCCACAUCGACCUGACAAGCGCUCUUCAAAGUGCUACGGUUAAUGCCCUGCAAUGA